AUGAGCGCCAACGGAAAUGGAUCUCACAGAACUGCUCAGAACAAUGGUACAAACGGGAAAGCAAACGGGGUCGAACAUGACCUCCCUGAUCCCAAUAUGCCAAUUGCAGUCAUCGGUAUUAGCACCCGGUUCCCCGGAGGAGCUGACAGCCCGGAAGCACUCUGGAAGAUGAUCUCGAAGGGAAAGAGUGCUUGGUCAAAAGUCCCGGAGGACCGAUUUGCACUAGAUUCAUUCUACCAUCCUGAUCCAGAUCGCAAUGGCACUAUGAAUGUCACCGGUGGGCAUUUCCUAGAAGAUGAUAUCGCAUGCUUCGAUGCUCCAUUCUUCGGCAUCAGCCCGAAUGAAGCGAAGGCCAUGGACCCGCAGCAGCGACUGCAGUUAGAAUCCGCAUAUGAAGCAUUUGAAAAUGCUGGCAUCCCCAUUGAACAGGCCGCAGGGACAAGGACAUCAGUAUACAUAGGAGUCUUCAAUAAAGAUUAUGCUGACAUCAUGGGUCGCGACCCUGAAACUGGCCCCUUAUAUCAAGCGACGGGCAAUGGGCAAUCGAUCCUCUCGAAUCGUAUAUCAUACUUUUUUAAUCUGAAAGGGCCAAGUAUUACCGUGGACACGGCGUGCUCAUCCAGUUUAGUCGGCCUUCACCUUGCCUGUCAGGGCCUUCGGACUGGCGAGGCCGAGCAGGCUGUGGUGGGAGGUACUAACUUGAUAUUCAGUCCGGAUAUCAUGGUCGCCAUGAGUUUGCUCGGAUUUCUGUCUCCUGACGGAAGAUCAUAUGCAUUCGAUCAUAGAGCUAAAGGUUAUGCCCGGGGUGAAGGUGUUGCUACCCUCGUCUUGAAGCCACUACACAAGGCUAUGCGUGACGGUGAUCCCAUUCGGGCUGUAAUCCGCGGCACUGGGGUGAACUCCGAUGGCCGAACUGCGGGCAUUACUCUCCCGAACGGCGAUGCACAAGAGGCUCUGAUUCGCGAGGUAUACAGAAAUGCCAAACUUGAUCCUGUCGACACCGGUUAUUUUGAAGCGCAUGGAACAGGCACUCAGGCUGGUGACCCAAUGGAAGCAGGCGCUAUCCAUCGUGUUUUCACAGCCAAUUGCAAGCGCUCCCAACCAUUAUAUGUAGGCUCAAUUAAAACAAACAUUGGCCAUCUAGAAGGUGCCAGUGGGCUGGCUGGUGUGGUCAAGGCAAUCUUGUGUCUAGAAAAGGGACUAAUUCCGCCUAAUAUCAAUUACGAGAAGCCUAAUGAGCGCCUUGACUUGGAAAAGUGGAACUUGAAGAUCCCAACGGAACUCACGCCAUGGCCAACUGAAAUUCUUCGACGAGCGUCUGUCAAUAGCUUUGGGUAUGGGGGCACAAAUGCCCACGUGGUCCUUGAUGGGUAUAACACGUCGCGGACUGAAGUUGGCCAUCCUCUGGCAAAUGGUGGCGAUUCCAAUUCUGGGCCUCGAGUUUUUGUUUUUACAGCAAGCGAUGAAACUGCGGCAACUUCACUUAUCAAGCGUAUGGCUUCCUAUUUGCGGGAUAUUCCUAGUCCGAUCGAGACGGCCACGCUGCGAGAUUUAGCGUUUACCCUGUCGCAACGUCGUUCCCAACUCGCUUAUCGACUGGCUGUCUCCGCUUCCUCUGUCGGAGAACUAACCGAUGCCCUGGAGAAUGGACAAAUUCAAAUCCGGAAGUCGUUGAGGGCUCCACGACUAGGCCUCGUCUUCACAGGUCAAGGAGCCCAGUCGGCACAGAUGGGCGCUGCGCUCCUGGACCAAUACCCUGUUUUUGCAGAUAGCGUACAUCGUGCGAGCCGAACAUUGAAGGGGCUGGGGUGUGCUUGGAAUCUUAGAGAGGAACUUCUCAAAGAUUCGAGCUGCACCCUCAUUAAUGAGCCUCUUUACAGUCAACCUCUUUGCACCGCAUUGCAAGUUGCGCUUGUUGACCUACUCAGGUCAUGGGGUAUCCAGCCGUUAGCAGUCACUGGCCACUCCAGCGGUGAAAUCGCUGCUGCAUACGCUGCCGGUGCCCUGACACACGAAGCAGCUAUGAUGGCUGCCUAUUAUCGUGGUUUGCUUUCUUCUCAGCUUGCUGCUGAUUCUAAUACUGCAGGAUGCAUGGCCUCUGUUGGCCUGUCUCCAGUUGAAGUUGAAGAAUACUUGGCCAAACUGACGACUGGAAAGCUCUGUAUCGCGUGUUAUAACUCGCCUAAAAAUGUCACUGUAUCUGGGGACAUUGCUGCUAUGGACGAGCUCGAGUCUGCACUGCAAGGAUCAGACGUGUUCUUCCGUCGCUUGAAGGUCACUGUGGCAUACCAUUCUCACCACAUGCAACAGAUUGCAGACAGUUAUCGUGCCGCGCUGCAGAACCUUCCCCAGCCGGACGCUACUGCAAACGACGAACAAGUGCAGUUUUACUCCUCCGUCACAGGCAGCUUUAUCUCAAACUCUGAGUUAGGCGCUGACUAUUGGGUACAAAACAUGGUUUCCCCUGUUCUAUUCUCUUCCUCUAUGCGCAGUAUGUGCCUGGGCAUCAAGCAGGACGGCAAACGUAUUGUCCGCGGAAACAAACUCAACGUGCAGAUGCUGUUGGAGGUUGGCCCACACUCGGCUCUCGCUGGUCCCAUCAAGAACAUUCUCAAAGACCCAUCGUUUAGAAGCGGUUCCCAGGUUCCCUAUACAUCCUGCCUCGUCCGCAAUGAUGAUUCUGUUUCAACUAUACUUAAAGCUGCGGGCGAUAUGUUCGUCAAUGGUUAUCCAGUCAACUUCUCCCGUAUCAAUGAGCCAGUGGAUGGCCCACGUCCCCAAGCUUUGCCCGAUUUGCCCCCUUAUGCAUGGAAUCACACCAAUCGGUAUUGGCACGAGUCCCGCAUUAGCAAGAACUACCGCUUGCGAUCUCAGCCUCGGAGAGACCUACUUGGUGCUCCAGUAUCAGACUUUAAUCCAAGUGAGCCACGGUGGCGUGGGUUUAUCCGUAUGUCAGAGCUCCCCUGGAUCAAGGACCAUCAGGUGGAAGGCAAGAUCCUAUAUCCUGCUGCUGGUAUGAUCUUGAUGGCAGUCGAAGCUAUGCGCCAGAUCACGCCUUCUGACGACAUUACUGGAUUCGAGCUCCGGGAUAUCCAAAUCGGGAAGGCAAUCAUGGUCAAUGAGGGAGGAGAAGAUAUCGAAACUAUGUUCGCACUGCGACCUUGGAACACAUCAUCUGUUGGGUCGUCGACCUACUGGUAUGAGUUUCGGCUGUUUUCAGUCACGGAGAGCGAGGGUUGGAGCGAGCAUUGCCGUGGAUGUAUUGCCGCUGUUAAGCCAACGGGCCCUAGGGAGCUGGGAAGCGCGCAAGAGUCCAAGCUACGUGUGGAAGCAGCGCAGCAGCUCAUCAACCACCACAGAGAAGUAUGCACUUCUAAUGUCAAUGUACGGCGCAUGUACGAAGACUUGACACAUGUUGGACUGAGUUACGGCCCUUCAUUCCAGAAUCUGGCAAGUUUGAGAAGUGCAGAGAAAGAUCAUCUCGUAUUUGCCAGUGUUGCUGUCCCCGACACCGCGCAGCUGAUGCCGCAUAAAUUCGAGUACCCACACCUUUUACAUCCAGCGACCCUAGACACUAUCUUGCAAACGAUCUUUCCGGCACUCACAGCUGGUGGGAAGGAUCUCACGAGCCCCUUAGUACCGACCUUUAUUCGACGGAUCAAUAUUGCUAAUUACCCAUGUACCUCCCUGGGACAGGUUCUAGAAGUCGCCUCGUCUGCCUUGUGGAAGGGCUUCCGGCAUGCUGAUGCCGAGGUCACAGUUACGGACACUUCCAGAAAGGAUAUAGGGGCAGUGGUCGAGAUAGAAGGCCUGCGGUGUUCCACUAUUGCGCACAUGGUUACCUCCGACACGGCAGCUGAUAGUCGGAAGCUGUGUUUUAAUAUGGUAUGGGAUGACGACCUCGAUCUGCUGCAGCCAAGCAAUAUUCCAAAGGUGCUACCACCAAGCUGCCGCAAUGCUGAACUCUCGAGACAAAUCGAGAUGAUGGAAACAGCAGGAUACUUGUAUAUGAAGCAGGCGGUGGACACGCUCACGCCCGAAGAUAUUGACAAAUUGUCCAGUCACCAUCGCUUGUUUUAUGCUUCAAUGCAAGACAUUUGUCAACGGGAAGAGGCCAAGGCACUCGCACGCCAAUCAUCAUUAUUGAUGGCUUGCUCAGAUUCAGAACACUCGGCACUGACCCAAAUGGUUGCAUCCUUCGGUGCGGAAGGAGAGAUGGUGUGCCGUAUGGGUGAGAACUUGGUGCCAAUAUUGCGUCAGGAGGUUGACCCGCUGGAGCUUAUGUUGAAGAACGAUCUGUUGUAUGAUCUGUACCGAACAGCCUUGGGUACAGACCGCUGUUACGAGCAGAUGUCUAGGAUCAUGCAGAAGCUGUCGCACAAGCGGCCGGAUCUGAAAGUGCUAGAAAUCGGUGCUGGCACCGGCGGAGCUACAAAACCAAUCCUCGAGACGCUGGGCGGACAGGGAGAUAAUUACCCUCGAUUCUUGCACUAUGACUUUACUGAUAUCUCGAAUGGUUUCUUUGAAAAGGCCCAGGAGAAUUUCAAGGCGUGGGCGGGCCUCGUAUCAUACAAGCGUCUCGAUAUCGAGGAAGACGUCGCGAAUCAAGACUUUGGGGAAGGCCAGUACGACGUGAUUGUCGCCGCAAACGUGCUACAUGCGACGAAGACAAUGAAAAAGACCAUGCAGAAUGUUCGGAAGCUGCUGAAGCCUGGUGGGAAGUUGAUCCUAAUGGAGGUCACUCGUCUUCUGCUGCGCGGUUCAGUCAUCUUCGGUAAUCUCCCUGGAUGGUGGCUGGGCGCGGAGGAAGGUCGUACGCAUGGGCCAACACUUACCGAAGAUUCUUGGGGUGAGCUCCUGUGUGAUACAGGAUUCUCGGGUCUUGAUAUCUGUCUUAGGGACUUCCCUGACCAGGAAGACUACAUGUAUAGUGUUAUGGUCAGCACGGCAGAAGGGGGCCAAGACAGCUCUUAUCCCCCGGCAGUGAUUAUUGAUUCCUUUGGAACCCAGUCGGUGGCCACAAAGCAAUUGAGCCAGGCCCUAGCAAAUCUAACUUCCGUUGAGCCCGAGAUCUAUACUCUUGAGGGCUGUGCCUCAGCAGACUUAUUGGGCAAGGUCUGCCUCUGUCUUGAUGAGACCUCACAGAGCCUCAUUCACCAGAUGGAUGCCGAACGGUUUUACCAAGUCCGUAAAGCAAUUUCAUCUAGCAAAGGCCUUCUUUGGGUCGUCCGCAGUGCAGCUACAAAUGAUGACGUGCCUAAUGCCAGCUUGAUUGCCGGUUUGGCUCGAUCCAUCCGCUCCGAAGAUCAAAGCAAGCGCUUGAUCACCCUUGAUCUGGAUGGCGAGCGCCCGUUGUCUGCUACAGAAGCUGCAACCUCAAUUUUCCAUGUCUUCCAAUGCUCUUUUAGAAACGAGGAGGAAGGCCAAAAAGGAGACUGGGAAUUACGUGAACGUGAUGGUCGUCUCCAAAUCCCACGUAUGAUUGAGGAUGUAGUCGCAAAUCAGUUCAUCGCACGGGAGACUAAGGAAGCGACCCCUGAACUGCAGCCUUUCAAGCAGCCUGGCCGGCCAUUGAAGCUAGAAAUUGGCAUUCCCGGUUUGCUAGAUACACUCCGGUUCGUCGACGAUCCGACGUUUUUGUCACCGAUCGGAGAUGACGAGGUCGAUAUAGAUGUCGCUGCAUCCGGUGUUAACUUUCGCGAUAUCAUGGUGUCCAUGGGACAGCUGGUCGAUAAUUUCCUAGGUUGCGAAUGCAGUGGUGUGAUUACCCAGGUCGGUCGGAAUGUUACCCGACUCAAGCCAGGAGACCGCGUAUGCACUUGGACGCUGGGCUGUUACAGCACCUACGUGCGGAAUCCGGAAGCCUUGGUGCAAGUGAUUCCCGACGACAUGUCAUAUGAGGUUGCCGCAUCCUUGCCAAUCGUAUACUGUACCGCUUACUUUGCGAUCGUGGACACUGCUCGGCUGCAGAAGGGCGAGAGUGUUCUUAUUCACGCCGCAGCAGGUGGUGUCGGCCAGGCAGCUAUUAUGCUGGCGCAAAUGAUCGGCGCAGAAAUUUAUGCCACCGUUGGAACUGUAGAGAAACGCCGGUUCCUCCAGGAGAAGUACGGAAUUCCCGACGACCACAUAUUCUCUAGUCGAGACAGCUCUUUCGCGGACGGAGUUCGACGGAUGACCAAGGGCAAGGGAGUUGAUGUUGUGCUGAACUCGCUAGCCGGAGAGCUAUUGCGAGAAACAUGGCAUUGUAUUUCUAUGUUUGGCCGAUUCAUUGAGAUCGGCAAGCGAGACAUCGAGAUUAAUACUAAGCUGGAGAUGUCCCCCUUCAUCCGCAAUGUCACGUUUGCUUCCGUGGACUUGACGGUCAUCUUCCGACACCGGAAGCCACUCGGUGCGGCUGCACUCAAUGCCGUGAUGGACUUGCUGCGCGAACGUAAGGUUCAUGAGAUUGACCCCAUUACGACGUUCCCUGUGUCACAGAUCGAGGAUGCCUUCCGAAUGAUGCAGGCGGGCAAGCAUCUGGGCAAACUUAUCAUCACCACCAGUCCCACUGAUCUUGUGAAGGCACUACCCAAACGCGAAGAGACGCUUCAGCUGCGUCCGGAUGCAUCCUACCUGCUCGUUGGUGGUCUUGGAGGCUUAGGACGUGCGACCUCUGUGUGGAUGGCGGAGCAUGGGGCGAAGAAUCUUAUCUUUGUCUCUCGGUCUGGAACAGCUAAGCCCGAAGCAGCGGCAUUAGUUGAGCGGCUUCAGAAAGCCGGAGUGGAGGUUGCCGUCCUCCAAUGUGACGUUUCUGACUAUGAUAAGCUGUCUGCUGCUGUCCAGCAGGCAGAGACCGCAAUGCCCCCGAUCCGCGGUGUCAUCCAUGGCGGCAUGGUUUUGAAUGAUUCCAUUUUCGAAGCUAUGACCUACGAGCAGUUCCAAGAUGCUCUCCGGCCCAAAGUUACCGGAACUAAGAACCUCCACAGGCUUACUACCUCGAAGGAUCUAGAUUUCUUCAUCAUGCUGUCUUCAGCAGCCGGCAUCGUGGGCAACUCUAGCCAAGGCAACUACGCUGCCGGAGGCGCUUUCCAGGACGCCUUUGCACACUACCGCACAACUAAAGGACUUCCAGCCGUCACGCUCGAUCUCGGUAGUAUCGAUGACGUUGGCUUUGUAGCAGAAAACCAAGACUACGUUGUGAAUCUCGAGCGCUGGGGCUAUCUCACCAUUGCCCAAGCCGAAUUCUUCUCCAUGAUCAAGCAGGCCAUUUUGCAGCCCAAACGGUCGCAGACCGACUGUCAAGUGAUUACCGGCUUAGGGACUCAAGGAAUGGUCGAGGCAGGUGGAGACACCAGCGCCGACGAGGUUCCCUUCUGGUUCCAUGAUGCAAAGUUCUCACAUCUACUUCAGAUGGGCCGCAAACAAACAAAAGAAGAGGAUUCAGACCGUGGGAUGCGCCUGAUCGAAGCCAUCCCAGCAGCCGAAUCACUAAACGAGGCAACCCAUAUAAUCUGCGAUGCGAUCGUUGGAAAGAUGGCAAAGAUGCUCGGAGUCCCAGCGGAGUCUAUCGAUUCAUCGCAAUCUAUGGCGGCGUACGGGCUGGAUUCACUAGUUGCGGUGGAAUUACGCAACUGGCUAUUCCGCGAGGCCAAGGCUGACGUGGCCGUGUUUGAGGUGCUCGGCAAAGGGUCAGUGAUGGCAUUGGCAGGAGACAUUGCCCUAAAAUCGAAGAUAUUGCCAGCUGCGUUGCGAAAGGAGGCUCAAGACGCGUAG
Aspergillus alliaceus is the source of this 7752-nucleotide messenger RNA. Its product is annotated as type I polyketide synthase. The transcript has 7 exons. Bases 1 to 7752 code for a protein of 2583 amino acids. Gene Ontology annotation, molecular function: fatty acid synthase activity; phosphopantetheine binding; oxidoreductase activity. NCBI's taxonomy places the organism in Eukaryota, Fungi, Ascomycota, Eurotiomycetes, Eurotiales, Aspergillaceae. Gene Ontology annotation, biological process: secondary metabolite biosynthetic process; fatty acid biosynthetic process. The record is from RefSeq and is a predicted model, not a curated record.